UACAGAAACCUUUAUCAAAAAUAGAAUAUUAUGGCGAUAACCUUAACUUUUUAUAAUAAAUAUAAUACGUUAUAAUCAUUUAACAGUAGUAAAGCUAUUUAGUGACAAUGAGAAUAAUAAUUUUAUUUGUUGUCCUGUCUGUAGUUGGAACCUACGCUUUCACAGAGGAUGAGAAGACACAAAUUAGAAACAUUUGUUUAAACAGAAUUGGUAAGAAAGUCAAUUUAAAAGGAGAACUAGGUGAUAUAGGAUUUCCUGGUUCGCCAGGGCUGCCAGCACCUCCGGCACAUCCAGGAUUAAAAGGAGUAGAUGCUAAAAUUCCUAAAUACAUGAUUGGUGAGCCUGGUUUACCUGGUGUUCCAGGACUAAGAGGUGAUGAUGGUUCUCCUGGACUUUCAGGUCCUCCAGGACAAAAAGGCGAUUGUAACUGUUCCGGAGAUACUAGAAAUUAAGGUAGACAUUACUGACAAGGAUCUAAAAGACGCAAUAUUGUUCCCAGAGAAAGUUAUUGUACAAUAUUAAACAAUAAAUUUUGUUGACUACUUAAUAAUGACAUGGUUUCAUAUGGUUGUAAUAAAUAGCAUUUUAAUGUUUAUAUUUUA
Diabrotica virgifera virgifera (western corn rootworm) is the source of this 602-nucleotide messenger RNA. RefSeq names its product collagen alpha-4(IV) chain. Bases 108 to 452 code for a protein of 114 amino acids. The record is from RefSeq and is a predicted model, not a curated record. The transcript is spliced from 5 exons. Lineage: Eukaryota; Metazoa; Arthropoda; Insecta; Coleoptera; Chrysomelidae.